Ceraceosorus guamensis is the source of this 5610-nucleotide messenger RNA. RefSeq names its product CNH-domain-containing protein. Gene Ontology annotation, biological process: intracellular signal transduction. The transcript has 4 exons. The record is from RefSeq and is a predicted model, not a curated record. Bases 421 to 5568 code for a protein of 1715 amino acids. Gene Ontology annotation, molecular function: guanyl-nucleotide exchange factor activity. NCBI's taxonomy places the organism in Eukaryota, Fungi, Basidiomycota, Exobasidiomycetes, Ceraceosorales, Ceraceosoraceae.
AGUGCGGUACGGUACCGUAAAGCCAUGUACUUGCUGUAACACGCGCCCCAUCAGCACUCAAGCAGCGCAGCUGCGUGUGCGGUUUUGUACAUCAGUCACCAUGCAAGCGCAAGCACUGGGAAGUGCGCACAGCGCUGUCACCCUCAUCAUCAAAUCAUCGUCCGAUCCCCUCUUGACAGCAUCUACAGCACCACACCGGCAUUCUUGGGAAGGGAGUCCUACCCAAUACGUCCUUUCGGUGCUCCUUCUACGUUCCCUCCGCCCUUUCUACCCUCAUUCGUGAUCAGCCCCCUGUCGCGUUCACUUGGCACUGGCGACCUCACUUCAGACGCCGAAAGCGGAUCGUCGCCAAUCGUAUUGAUCUCUUCAUCGCCACGUCGACAGCUUAUUCUCUCCACCAGAGAGAGGCACAACAUCACUAUGCCCCCUGGAGGGCCAAAUGGAGGUGCUGGUGGAGCAAUGGGUGGCGGUGAGAUGGACAAGCGGACAGCAGCGUACGAAAGCAUCUUCGGCAGGCCAUCGGCCAAGCCCAAAGGACCUGCUCCUCCACCUCCGUCUGGCGGAUAUGCACCAUAUCAACUCCCACCUCAGAUGGCAGCUACGCAAAAUUGGGUACACAACCAAGCCAUCGCAGGCUCGCAGCCUCCUGGUCCGUACGGUCAACCACCACCUCGAUGGCAUUCCCCUGCGCCGCCUGGCCCCUAUCGAGUGUCGACCUCUGGGCCACCGCCACACGUGGGUAGCGGUAUGUAUAUGCCCUCUCAACCUUCCCAGGGAGGUCAAUAUGGAGCCGACGCUAUCGACCGGAGAGCCAGCAACGCCCCUUCUAUCGCAAGCGGUGGGAGCAGCGAUCCGAGGAUGAGCUACUACGGGAAUCCUGGCGGCCUCAAUGCAUCGGACAUGUACGGUGCUGGCGCUGGCAGUCAAGGACAGGGCAAUGGCUAUCCGCAAAUCCCCAGCAGAUCAGCCACGCCAAGCCAGAGUGGUGGCUAUCCGGAGGUGCCUGGAUACAGACAUCCUUCGGUUGCCGGCUCUGCCGGCGCUCUCUAUGGCGCUGGCGGCACUCCCUUCGCAACGACUCAGCCAUCUUCUCAACGAGGCUCCACAAGCGUGUACGACGGCAGUGCAGCUUAUCUGUCGUCAGAGGACAUCAGUCCGCGCGCGCCUCCUCAAAUUCCAGGACUAGACCUGCCGAAGGCUGAAGAAAGCGACGAGGGUCACUGGUUCAGCGUUAAGCCGGGCACCUCAAAUCAGGCCGCGCAAGCUGCAGCAGCAGCCGCCGUGAACGCCAAAGCCGGCGGACACCUUGCAGAUGCAGAAGAGGGCAGAAAGACGCCAACAAGUCCUCUGAGGCAAGACGUUCCUCUUGCUGGUGCCACACAAUCGCUGAGCGCCCUGAGCAUGGGAGGCGGAGGAGCAGAUGAGGAUGGUGUGAACGAUUUCCAAGAGUACCAGCGAAGGAUAGGCGCCAACAAUGGCGGCAAUGGUAGGUCUGCAGCAUCUUCAGUGUAUGGUGACAUGAGGCGGCGCGGGUCUUUCGAAUCCGAUGCCCCUUCAGUAGCCAACUCUAUGUUCACAGUGUCAGCGCCCUCAAACAACGGUCAACUAGGUCCGCGGAUGUACAGCAGCGGGGCGAGCGGCAUUGGACCACAAGGGGCUGGCCAGCAUCCUGGAUAUUUUGGCUCCGUCAACAUGCCGCCGAUGGGUGGCUAUGGGCCGUAUCAACAGCGCAUGCGAACCACUUCGAGCGCCACGCAAGCCGCGCAGGCUGCCUACGCACCCAGCUACGCAGAAAGCAAUCUAGAGUGGAGGAAGAGCGUUGAGUCCACCCGUGCUCCUAGCAUUGUUCAGGGAAUGACUCCCGCUGGUCAAGGUCGUUUCGAGGCCAGAAGCAUGUCAGCUGGCCAGUCUAUUCGACCGGGUAUCCCUACCGCCUUGUCCUCUCCUCACGGCAGUAUCGGCAGUGCUGCUGUAAAUCAUCCGCCUGUACCCAGUCGUCGAGGGCCGCUGGUUUAUCCCGCUUUGCUGUCACGCGUCGCGGAAGCUUUCAAGUCUCGAGUCACGCUCUCGGAAAGGACGAAGGACGGAUUGUCGUACACCGAUGCAUUCGAUGGCAGAGAAGCGGUGGACAAGAUAGCUUACAUCAUCAAGACUACGGACCGUAAUCUUGCGCUGCUCUUGGGAAGAGCGCUGGACGCUCAAAAGUUCUUCCACGACGUUACCUACGACCAUAGGCUCAGGGAUAGCCCCAACGAGCUGUACCAAUUCCGCGUCCGUCUUACGAGCCCUUUCGGCAGCGAGAAUGACGUCUUUGAGGACGCAAACGACGGCCAAGCGCAUGGAGAAGCUGGCUCACGCCUUUCUGUGCCUAUGAACGACCAGAACGGAAGCAGAGCACCCACGAGGGAUAGCUCAGCCGCUUCGCUCACUCUGGGUGGCUCAAGCGCUCAAAGUGUCACGGAAAGCAACGUGGCGUCCACGCCGGCCACAUCUACGCGCGGUGCGGGCACGCAAAGUCGAAACGCGAACCCCACUCCGAUGGCGUCGGGAUACCCUUCUGCUGAUAUGGAAGAGGAAGACGCGUUGCCUACCGGAGUCUUCACGCUCUUGACGGACUGCUACAGCCCAACGUGUACACGUGAUCGACUUUGUUAUUCUAUCGCUUGCCCGAGGCGCUUGGAGCAGCAAGCGCGACUGAAUAUGAAGCCGCAAGCUGUGCUCAAGCGAAGUCUUAGCAAAGAGUCGCUUGGAGAGACGAAGGAGCAAGGAGCGCUGUGGGCGGAAUCGGUAUCAAAGGAGAUUUUGGAGAGUGUCUCGGAGAAGGAACGCAAGCGUCAAGAGCUCAUCAACGAAGUCAUAUACACCGAACGCGACUUUGUUCGGGAUCUGGAGUAUCUUCGAGACUUUUGGAUCAAGCCUUUGCGAACCCGAGACAUCAUCGCUGAUGCGCGGCGGGAUGACUUUGUCACGCAGGUGUUUUGGAAUGUGCUGGAAAUACACGCCGUCAAUUCCAAGCUGGCAGAUAUGCUCGGCAAGCGUCAGAAACAACAAGCGGUGGUGGAACGGAUAGGCGACCUUCUUCUGGAGAUGGUGCCAUACUUCCAGCCCUUCGUCAAGUACGGUGCACACCAAUUGUACGGCAAGUACGAAUUCGAGAAGGAGAAGGCGAGCAAUCCUGCAUUCCUCAAAUUUGUUGAAGAGACAGAACGGCUGCCAGAGUCGCGGAAGCUAGAGCUGAAUGGUUACCUAACCAAGCCCACCACUCGUCUGGCCCGUUAUCCUCUGUUGCUCGAAGGUGUGGCCAAGGCGACGGAGGACGACAGCCCAGAUAAGCAGGCCCUGCCAAAGGUGAUCAAGAUUGUCAAGGAAUUCCUGAGCAAGGUGAACACGGAAUCCGGCAAGAGUGAAAAUCGUUUCAACCUCGCCCAGCUGGAUCAGCAGCUGGUCUUCAAGCAAGGAGAAGCUGUUGAUCUGAGGCUCCGAGACGAACAGCGAGAGCUCGUGUUCAAAGGACCUCUCAAGAGGAGAGGUGGUUCUCAGAGCGAGAGCGGCGACCUCCAAGUCUUCCUGUUCGAUCACGCUCUGUUGAUGGCGAAAGCGAAGAACGUGCACAAGCACGAGCUCUACAAAGUGUUCAGAAAGCCGAUACCACUCGAGCUUCUGAUCGUCACAGUGUACGAUGAGGUCCCGACUGGUAAGGGCACUGCGACGAGACCCAAGUCCGUCAUGUCGCGUACGUCUACAGGCAAUCGUCUCAGCGGUGGCGUGCCAACAGGCUCGGCUCCGAAGCAAGAUCAAAAGACAGGCUACGCCUUGACGUUUACCUACUUGGGCAGGAAAGGAUACACGCAGACGCUUUGGGCAAGCACCUUCGUUAGCCGGAAGAAGUGGUUCGAGCACAUCGAGGCUCGACAGGAUGUCCUGCGACAGCGUUCAAAUAUCUUUGACACGAUCACACUCAGCGAGAGCUUCUUUAGCGGACCUGCAAAGGUGACUUGCUCUGUGCCGUUCGACUUUGGCAGACGCAUCAUAUACGGCACAGACGACGGCGUUUACCUAUCAGAUCUGCGGGAGAAGGCUCGUCCGCCAACCAAGGUGCUGCCUUUGCCUGGCGUCACACAGAUGGACGUGCUGGAAGAGUAUCAGAUAUUGAUUAUUCUUGCUGAACGCAGCGUGCACACUUUCACUCUGGACGCAUUGGACCCUUCCGACCCAAUGGGAUCUUUGAAGCGUGGGCGCCGUAUCUCUUCUCACACGUCCUUUUUCAAAGCCGGACAGUGUCUCGGACGGACGCUGGUGUGCGUCGUCAAGUCUUCUUCGCUCUCAUCGACCAUCAAGACGCUCGAGCCGAUUGAGCAAAAUGUCAGAGGGAAGAAGCAGCCCACCUUCCGCAAGCUCUUGCAAGGAGGUCAGGAAACCUUGCGCGUCUUCAAGGAGUUCUAUAUCCCGACGGAAAGUAGCAGCAUCCACUUCCUCAAGAGCAAACUAUGCGUUGGUUGCACCAAGGGCUUUGAGAUCGUCGACCUCGAAACGCUCGACACCCAAGGAUUGCUGGAUCCUGCUGACUCUAAUUUGGACUUUGUGCAACGCAAGGAGACGGUCAAGCCCAUUGCCAUCUAUCGGAUCGACGGCGAGUUCUUGCUGUGCUACGACGAAUUUGCGUUCUACGUCAACAAGAACGGAUGGCGUUCGAAGGGCAACUGGAUCAUCCAUUGGGAGGGAAAUCCAACCUCUUUCGCGUAUCAUCAUCCUUACGUGCUUGCCUUUGAGCCAAGCUUCAUCGAAGUCCGACACGUGCAGACAGGCGCCUUGCAUCAGGUUAUCACUGGCUACAACUUGAGGUGUCUGUUCGCAGACGUCGCGCCUCCUGCAUCAUCGUCAAGCUCCAGCGUGUCGAGCAGCGCGGCGAGCAGUAAGGUGAAUUUGCACGGUUCGCCAGCGCCGAGCGCCAUGAAUUCGUACGGUAGACCGCCUUAUCCGGGAGCCCCACCGAUGGCUCCAGACUAUCCGCCUGGCGGACUCUCGCGCGCUCAAAGUUUCCAGAUGGGUAUGAACGGUGCUCCUCCUGGUGCCGCGUAUGGACGGCCGCCAAUGGGCCCUGGACCCAGGCCACCGCCAUACGGGCCACAACCAGGCCAGCCGAUGUACCGACCUGGCGUGCCAUUUGCUUUUACUGCUGCGCAAGCACCCCGGCCACCUCCUCUGCAGAGAAAUCCUGUCUGGGAAAGUGUUGCUGCAAGCCGCAACCAAAUUGUCUUUGUAAGUUCACUUUUGUUUUCUCCGCAUCCCUCGCGGAUUGUUGACGCUGGCCCACCCACAUACAGAUGGGAGAUACCACUGUUUUCUGCAUACGGCCUGCCAACACGAGCUCUCUUUCGAAUUCCAUCAGCUCAGCUGGUGGUGGAUAAACUCGCACGCUUUCACGAAUUACGCCUUGCGCUCACAGCAAGUGUACUCUUUUGCUUUCGCCUUUCUACCUCAUUAGAACUCGUUUCUUGCCCUCUGUCUGUCUCGCCUUGUUACUGCCAUUUGCAUCUCGUCUUGAUACACCGCGAAUCCGACCUAUAGCCUGGAAAGCUCUCUGGCACUACUCAUUUUGUCGGAACGACA